AUGACGGAAGAAGUGUCAAGAAGAAUUUCCGAUCGAAUCAGCAAUCUGCCUAUCAAUGCAAUUGAUGAUAUUCUUACGCGUUUGCCUCUACGAGAUGCUGUUAGGACCAGUAUUUUGUCGAGAAAAUGGAGGUAUGCCUGGGCCAAAGUUCCAAAACUUACUCUUGAUGAAUCACUCUGGAAAGAUCUAUCAACCCGUGAAGUUAGAGUUAAGCUUGGUAGGAUUCUCCUUCAUCUAUUUUCACUUAGGCAAGGACCAAUUAAAGAGUGUAGAAUCUCCAUUCCGAAAUCAAAAUACUUCCCUGAGGUUGACAACUUGAUCUUUUUCCUGUCAAGGAAUGAGAUCGAGUAUCUCGUUCUUGAACUUCCUAAGGGGGAGAAGUACAAAUUGCCCUCUUCUAUUUUCACAAGUUCAAAAAUGAGGCAUUUGACACUUCAGUAUUGUGUAAUCAAUCUUCCAACUACCUUUCAAGCAUUUGGUAAACUUCUUCGCUUACAAUUGUUUAAUGUUUCUAUUUCUGAAAAACAUCUUGAGAAAUUAAUAUCUCGUUGCCCAUUGCUUGAGGACAUGGAGCUAGAUAUCUCAAACCCUUUGUACUAUAUUCAAGUUAAUGCUCCUAACCUAAAAUUCUUGAACUUUGGAAGCAAAAUAAUUUCUAUAUGUUUCAAAACUACCCCACUUCUUGCUGAUGUGUCAAUUAUGGCGGAUAAUGUGAAUCAUGGUCCCCUGGAGGAUGGCGUAAAUCAUGGUCCUGUGGAAUUAAUUGUGGCGGAUGAUGUAAAUCGUGAUUUUGUGGAGAGAGGAACAUGUAAUCUUGUCGAGUUUUUUGGUUCCUUGCCUGCUAUUAAGAAUCUCCGAUUGGAUCAUUUCAUAAUCAAGACCCUGAUUGCAGGAAUAGAUGAAAUUCCAAUGAAACUUCCCAUGCCUCUUCUCAAUCUAAAAAAGAUUUACUUAUUCGACAUUUGUCUAAGUGGACUAGAUGAAAUCCGCUUUCUUCUUUGCUUGAUUAAAAGCUCCCCAUAUUUGGAAGAAAUCGUCAUUAUUAAUCAGGCAAUUAAUAACGAACGAGGAGAUGAUCUUACUGCUUUUAAAGUUUUGGAAGCUAAGUAUGAUUCAGGCAUAAAGUUGAAUCGGCUUACCAAAGUCAGAUUGAUAGAUAUUAGGGGCACAAAGGCUGAGAUGGAAUUUAUCAAGCUUCUAUUGGCCACAUCUCCGGUGUUGGAAAAGAUGAUGAUCUCGCCAUACUACAUAGGGCCUGAAUCUCCUCAAACAUUAGUUGAGAUACUGAUGCAGGCCAACACAUUUCAAAGGGCAUCACCUCGAGCAGUAGUCAAUUUUUAA
This is a messenger RNA of Solanum stenotomum, 1341 nucleotides long. Its product is annotated as F-box/FBD/LRR-repeat protein At1g13570-like. The coding region runs from base 1 to 1341 and encodes 446 amino acids. The record is from RefSeq and is a predicted model, not a curated record. NCBI's taxonomy places the organism in Eukaryota, Viridiplantae, Streptophyta, Magnoliopsida, Solanales, Solanaceae. Gene Ontology annotation, molecular function: protein binding. The transcript is spliced from 3 exons.